Molecule: messenger RNA, 1083 nt
Organism: Caenorhabditis briggsae
Lineage: Eukaryota; Metazoa; Nematoda; Chromadorea; Rhabditida; Rhabditidae
Exons: 3
Coding region: 1-1083 (360 amino acids)
Molecular function (GO): protein binding
Source: RefSeq, a predicted model, not a curated record
AUGACAGAAAAUAGAGAGGAGAAGAAGUUUGUGAUCAAGCAUGUUUUUGAAGAUGUUACAAAACUACAAUAUGAUAAAGUGCUUUAUGGAGAAGAAGAAAAACACUUUGGAAUUUUCUGGAAGCUCCGUCUUUGUUUCGAGGUUUUUAAUGGUAUUCCAUAUUUAUGCGUAUAUUUGAAAUUUCGAAAAUCGGAAGACGUUGUCGGAAGCGAAUGGUCGAUAGAAUUCGAAGUGGACUCAGAUUUGUACAGAGAUUCAAAAAUUAAAAAUAAAACACACUCGAUUUCCGGAACGUCUGAGAAAGUUAUCGACUUGAUUCAGAUUUCCUACAUUAACCUGCAAGAAUAUCUGUUCAAAGGAAACCUGGAAGCAGAAUUCCACGUGACAAUCAAGAAAAUGACAGGAAUCAAACUUCCGAAGCUGAGAAAUUUUGAUGAUGACGUGGCGAAGAAGUUCUCAGAUGUCUAUAAACCGCUGCUGAAGUCGACAAAAAUGACAGAAAAUAGAGAGGAGAAGAAGUUUGUGAUCAAGCAUGUUUUUGAAAAUGUUACAAAACUACAAAAUGAUAAAGUGGUUUAUGGAAACGAAGAAAAACACUUUGGAAUUUUCUGGAAGCUUCGUUUUUGUCGGAGGGUUUUUGAUGAUAUUUUAUGCGUAUGUUUGGAAUUUCGAAAAUCGGAAGACGUUGUCGGAAGCGAAUGGUCGAUAGAAUUCGAAGUGGACUCAGAUUUCUACAAACCUCAUGUGUUUAGGAAUAAAAAAUACUUGAUUUCCGGAACGUCUGAAAAAGUUAUUUGUAUGGUUCAGAUUAACUACAGUAACCUGCAACAAUAUCUAAUCAACGUAAGCCUUGAGGCAGAAUUCCAAGUGAUCAUCAAGAAAAUGACAGGAUUCGAAAUUCCGAAAUUCAGAAUUUUUGAUGAUGACGUGGCGAAGAAGUUCUCAGAUGUCUGUUUGUUGAAAAAGUGUCUGUCGGAACUGAAAACCACCGCUGAAAUUCGUGAAUUGGUUCCAGAAAAUGCUCAUGAUUUCGGGCCAGAUGUCUGGAAAGAGCUCUUCUUAAAAGCCUAUUCUGCUCUAUAA